UCUCUCUUGAUCCCUCUCCCAUUGAAGACACUUGCGAAGUCUCGACCUUCGUAUUCUCAAGAUUCGCAAGAUUCCUCCUUUGCGGAUCCCUAUUUGGAGAUUUGAUUUUCAGUUCUAGCGGCAUUGGUGCUGAUAGUGUUGAUGGAGAGAGCAUUGAGAAUGAAAAUGUGGUUCUAAGUCUUAGAGCAACUCCAAAGCUACUCUUUAUUUUGUGGCCCCAAGAAUUGAUGAAGAUAGUUAAAGAAGAGACUAAACAAGAAGAACUCAUAAUAUCAAAACUAGUGAAGAUAGUGACGGAAGAGAUCAAACCAGCAAAACCCACAAUUCCAGAGUCGGUGAAAACGAAAAAGGAAGAGACCAAACCAGCACAACCCACAAGGCCUAGAAGGGCACACAAUGUCAAGAGGAUGUCGAGUGUAGAGUUGCAGGCAGAGUCUCUGUUGAAAACAAAAGCAGGUCAUCUGAAGGAAUUUUACAAUUUAGGACAAAAACUAGAACACGGGCAAUUUGGGACUACAUUUCUCUGUGUGGAGAAAGAAACAAGGAAGAAAUAUGCUUGCAAAUUCAUUGCAAAAAGGAAGUUACUGACAAAGGAUAAUGUGGAUGAUGUGAGGAAAGAAAUCGAAAUCAUGCAUCACUUGUAUAGGCACCCCAAUGUUAUCUCAAUCAAAUGAGCUUACGAGGAUGCUAUGGCAGUUCAUGUUGUGAUGGAAUUGU
Messenger RNA from Camellia sinensis, 717 nucleotides. Lineage: Eukaryota; Viridiplantae; Streptophyta; Magnoliopsida; Ericales; Theaceae. The record is from RefSeq and is a predicted model, not a curated record.